AUGUGCUCCAUCUGUGCAUUUGCGAACCCUUGAUUAUUUGCAGACCUCUGAUUAUUUCGUAGAGAAUGAUUUGCUCUCAGUCACAGGUGGAAGUGUUGUAUUUUGCAGAAAGUGCUGAAAUAACAGGAAUUCGUUCAGAGACCAUUUCUGUGCCACAAGAAAUAAAAGCAUUGCAGCUGUGGAAUGAGAUAGAAACGCGCCAUCCUGGAUUGGCUGACGUCAGAAAUCAGGUGAUAUUUGCUGUUCGUCAAGAAUAUGUCGAGCUUGGAGAUCAGCUCCUCCUCCUUCAAUCAGGAGACGAAAUUGCCAUUAUCCCCCCCAUUAGUGGAGGAUAGUGCUUUUGAGCCACCUGGGAAAGAUAUAAAUGAAGUUGAAGAGGAAUCGAAAGAUAUAAUAAAAUUCACAUCUGAGCAACUUUCAGUAGAUGAAGUCUCACAGCUGGUGAUUUCUCCAUUCUGUGGUGCAAUAUCCCUAUUUGUAGGAACUACAAGGAAUAACUUCGAAGGGAAAAAAGUCAUUAGCUUAGAGUAUGAAGCAUAUCUACCAAUGGCAGAAAAUGAAGUCAGAAAAAUUUGUAGUGACAUUAGGCAGAAAUGGCCAGUCAAACACGUAGCAGUGUUCCAUCGGCUUGGCUUAGUUCCAGUGUCAGAAGCAAGCAUUAUCAUUGCUGUGUCCUCAGCCCAUAGGACUGCAUCCCUCGAAGCUGUGAGCUAUGCCAUUGAUACUUUAAAAGCCAAGGUGCCCAUAUGGAAAAAGGAAAUAUAUGAAGAGUCAUCAUCAUCUUGGAAAAGAAACAAAGAAUGCUUUUGGGCAACCGAUGAUUAAACCACUUAGGUUUUUAGAGUCUUAAAAUUUAAACUUGGUAAAUUCUUAUCUUUGAUCAUGUUUUGAUUUUUCUUCUCCAGAAGAUAGUUUACUGAACAUAAACUCUUACGUUACACCAGUGGAACAAGAGAGAAAAAAAAGCAAAAUAAACGAGUGUUUAGGAUGAGGGCUUAUUUGGGAACUAGAGAUAGAGGAAAGAAAGGCUUUAGGGAAAAAAAUGGAAGAAUAAUUUAAAUGUAAGGGAAGAUGCCUGUGGUAGACAUAUUAUUCUAUGACUAAGCUCUAACUGUAACUUGACUCACAUUGAGGUGUGGCCCCCUCCUCAGUGACUGUCUCAGAUGCUGCCCCCAACCCCCUACUCCUAUGCCCAGUGAUAUCAUUGGUGUCGGAUGUGUUUUGGGAAUGUAGGCGGAAUUGGAAGGUGUAAAAAGUCCUUAUUGGUUACUCUUGGUAUGAUAUUUUUCGAAUUUAUAUAUUUUAAAAUAAGCUAAAUAAACAUGAUUUUAAAAGUUUAAAAGCAAUAUUAUCCUGUUUUUAAAAAUUCAGUGAUAAUACCUAAGAUAUUUCAUCAUAUGAAGCUUUCUGGUGUUUCAGAAUCAGUAAUCUUACCAUAAUACUUACUAUAUUUUAUUAGUUAUUAGUAUUGUAUCAAUAUAUAAAUUAGCAUAAAAUUGUUGUAAAACAAGGCAAACUAGCAACAAGGGUGCUUUGUGUUAUAACGUUAGUUAUAAAAUUGUACCCACAACCAAUUAAAAAGGGAAAUUAUAUGAUUAUUUGGUAAGGUAUUUUCAGAUAGUUUUUUUAGCUUAAGCAACAUUAUCAUUAAUAAAGUUAUGUUUUCUGCAA
This is a messenger RNA of Physeter macrocephalus (sperm whale), 1671 nucleotides long. RefSeq names its product molybdenum cofactor synthesis 2 (gene MOCS2). Gene Ontology annotation, cellular component: cytosol. Gene Ontology annotation, molecular function: molybdopterin synthase activity. The record is from RefSeq and is a predicted model, not a curated record. Gene Ontology annotation, biological process: Mo-molybdopterin cofactor biosynthetic process. Lineage: Eukaryota; Metazoa; Chordata; Mammalia; Artiodactyla; Physeteridae. The transcript is spliced from 7 exons. Bases 256 to 825 code for a protein of 189 amino acids.